Molecule: messenger RNA, 2307 nt
Organism: Venturia canescens
Lineage: Eukaryota; Metazoa; Arthropoda; Insecta; Hymenoptera; Ichneumonidae
Product: peroxisomal acyl-coenzyme A oxidase 3-like
Exons: 12
Coding region: 153-2246 (697 amino acids)
Biological process (GO): fatty acid beta-oxidation using acyl-CoA oxidase; lipid homeostasis
Cellular component (GO): peroxisome
Molecular function (GO): fatty acid binding; pristanoyl-CoA oxidase activity; FAD binding
Source: RefSeq, a predicted model, not a curated record
AUAACCCCACCAGAAUGUUCAAUCCGCUACGCUACAAUAAAAUAUGCUGUCACAUGCACCUCAUCGUAAUUAUAUUCACAAAUACAGUAUAACAUAGUAUGAAUAAAAUCAAGAUGGAGUUGUUUUUUUUUUAUUGUUGAAAUCAGUGUGUCAUGAGACGGCAAAAAUUGACUACAGUGGCACUUUCACUCCUGCAAAGAUAUAAAUCGAGUGGUGCAACGAUGAAGGUUAAAGAACUGAUAAAGGAUCCGCCCAAGGGGCCUCUCGAUGGCUACAGGAAACGGGCGAGCUUCGAUUGGAAAUCGAUGAAACUCAACUUGUAUGGGGAAGAGUCUUUGAGGUUCCAAGAAGAAUUGUUCGAGUUUAUGGAAAACUCACCGAUAUUUAAAAAGCCUACUGGACACAUGACGAUGGACGAGCAUCGACGAAGAUGCAUGGCCCAAGCUCGAGAAUUGGCGAAAAACGACUUCAGGAUCCCUCUCGACAGAAACGCCUUCAAUGUCAUGUUCGCUUACGACGGUGCACUGCCAAUAAUAACGGGACUCAGUUUCGGAAUGGUCCCUGGUAUCGUGAUGUCAUUGGGCACAGAACGACAUUCUGAAUUUAUGCAAAAAUUCAUGUCCGGCGAAUAUAGAGGAUGUUUUGCAAUGACUGAAAUGAGCCACGGUUCGAAUGUGAAAGGAAUAAGAACGACAGCGACUUAUGACACGAAAAAAAAGUGUUUCAUCCUCAACACACCAGACUUUGAAGCUGCGAAAUGUUGGGUCGGCUGUCUCGGGAAAUGUGCAACGCACGCCGUCGUCUUCGCUAAAUUAAUAACUCCGGAUGGGGUAAAUCACGGUGUCAAUGUUUUCAUCGUCCAAGUUCGAGAUCCAGAGACUCUGUUAUCGAUGAAGGGUGUGACGGUUGGUGACCUCGGGGAAAAAAACGGUCUCAAUGGCAUAGACAACGGCUUCGUUAUGUUCCAUAAUUAUCCUGUGCCACGUGUUAAUCUACUCGACAAACUCUCAGAUGUGACGGAAGAUGGGAAAUUCGUUUCCGCUAUAAAAGAUGCCAACAAGAGAUUCGGUACUUCCUUGGGCACACUCUCAAUGGGACGAGUCAACAUUUCAAGCAUAUCUGCAGAAUAUUUAGCUACGGGUGUUACGAUUGCUCUCCGUUACUGCUGCGUGAGACAGCAGUUCGGACCAACGGAUAGCGAAGAACUCCAGGUGAUCGAGUAUCAAGCCACGAACACGAGACUGGUGCCGCUGGUCGCACUAACUUAUGCGGUCAAAAUAUUCUCGAGGAAUUUCGCAAAAAACGCGCAAUCGUUGCAAGCGAAAUUUUUUGGCGAUGGCGACAGAAAUAAACUUGCGAUCGAAGGAGCGGAGAUUCAUGCACUUUCGUGCGCCACCAAACCGCUCGUUUCUUGGUUGGUGAGAGACGCACUCGUUGAUUGCAGAGAAGCUUGCGGUGGUCACGGUUACCUCAAACUCGCUCGUCUGGGGGAUUUGAAAAACGACCAUGAUGCGAAUUGCACGUACGAAGGAGAGAACAACGUACUGUUGCAACAAUCGUGCAACUGGCUGACAGGCCAGUGGCCUAAAAUCAUGAACCAAUAUGCUGAGUCAACGACCCUGCACUCAGCAGAUUUCCUGAUGAACUUCGACAGCAUAAUCCAUCGAAAAUUCACCGCCAAAACGGUCAGCGAAGCAAUGAAACCUGCGAAACUUCACGAGGCUUUCGAGUGGCUCGUUUGUCAUCAUUACAGGAGGACUCAGGAACGCCUGAAACAAUUGAGAAGUCAAGGUCAAGACGAUUUCGAGAGCAGAAAUAAUUCUCAACAAUUUUUCGCUCGUACUCUGUCCCUGGUUUAUGGAGAGCAAACUCUGUUCAAAAAUUUCUUGGACGAGCUGGGAAAUAGUAAAUGGAGAAGCGAGGAGAAAGCAGCGUUGACGAAAUUAUGUUCACUUUUCGGAGCCGGGCUUCUCGAGAAAAGAGUCGGCGAUUUUUACUCCGGUGGUUACGCCACACAAGAAUCACACUUCAGUGAAUUUUUACAACAGGGAAUAAUCGACCUGUCCCGAGACCUCGUAGGCGAAGUCAUGGCUCUCGUCGACGUAAUUGCACCGCCGGACAUUAUAGUACAAUCUCCCCUCGGAAUGGCAGAUGGCAAGCUUCGCUUCAGGUAUACCAACAUCUGGAAGCUGCGAUAUGCGGAAACAGAGAAAAUUUGGAACGUCCCUCAUGGUGGAGAGAACUGACUCAAUCCAAAUUGUAAAUUGUCGUUGUUACGUUUGCAUUAAAUUUUAUAUGUACAAAAUA